AUGUUCGUACCAUUGGAAUCCACCCCGUCGAAUCCAUCUACAUCAAUGGCAUCCACCAAAGAAAUUACCAUCGUCUGCAUUCUAUUCGUUGUCGUCAUCGUUUUCCAGGUCUAUGUCUACCUGAAACUUGAUGAUUCCGAAAUGACUGUGGAGGAUGUGGAUAAACAGCGAAAGGAAGAGGAACGAAAGCGACGUAAUGAUCUUCUGAUGAAAGCAUUGAGCGCUUUCUGA
Messenger RNA from Haemonchus placei, 231 nucleotides. The record is from the annotation of a GenBank genome assembly. Lineage: Eukaryota; Metazoa; Nematoda; Chromadorea; Rhabditida; Trichostrongylidae.